GCUGCCUUUACAGACUCAGGUCCAGUGGAGGAAGAAGGUCAGAACAGUUUUGCAUUUCCGUCGAUCCUGUCAGAACAAGCGCAAAUUGAAGCAGCCGACAAUUUUUCGGUAGAGGUCGCUGGUGACAAUACCGCGACGGACAAGGUCGUUGACACAACCGUUGUCACGACAGGUAACCCAGGUGUAAGUGUAGACUCAGCCCCCUUAGGUCCAAGACAACGCACUCGACAGAGGAGUUCACGCGGUGGGCAGACCACACGAAACCAGGAAGCCACCCGGGCACAGCAGCCGAAGGCACCAGCCUCUGGCUGGCAACCAACUUUGCGUGCUGCGGAUCAAGUUGUACAGCAAGCCGAGUUUAGCAGUGUCCACACUUCAUCAUCCGUCCGCCCGUUGCCAAAGCAAUCGCGAGGGGUCGUUGAACCUGUUGCGAAGCCUUUGCAGCCGCCAAAACAUCAGCAAGGGGUCGCUGUUCCCAAAGAACGCGGCACAACAGUGAUUGCAGCCAAAGCAUCCGGUAGUGCUCCAUCAAGUGCAGCCGUGCCUGAAGCUCCAAAAGCUGCUAAGCUCCCAUCACCCCCAUCAUCACCACCACCUGUAGUCCCUUCUAAUAUUCCACCACCGCCACAGCAUCCGCCGCCAACACCGGAAGAGCUCGCUGCGCGAGCUCCGGCUUUUGCCAAGGCGCGCGAGACAGUGGGGGGGAAUCAGGAGGAAGAGGAGGAAAGUUUUGAGGUUGAAAGUGAGGAGGAGCCAGCACCUGUUGCCAAAACUGCAUCUCCAAGGGAGAGGGAGCAGAUUGAGCUUGCUCGUGAACUCCGUGCAGCUGGUUAUCCAGACACACGUGUGGAUUCAGCAGGAACUUGGGUGCGGGUCGCCGGACCUUCGGUCGCGACAGCUGCAGAGCGUCCAGUUGCUCAUCCUGUGGUAGUUCCUGGAACUGAGACUCAAGAAGUUGAGGGCAUUGAUCCUUACAAACUGGAGGACGCCGCCUGGCAGAAUCCAUCCUUGAGCUCUCGUCGGGUCGUGUUGGUCACCCCAAACUUGCAGUCUUCGGACAUUGUAAAUUUGACCACACGUGAUCCUGACACCGAGGAGGAAGGCACAGAAGACCCUGCACUGGCAUCACAAAGAUUUCAAGAGACUGGUAGAAGUUUCAUUGCAGCGGCUAGUGCUGAGCCCAUUGAAGCCGACCCAGCGCCACCUGGGUACUUGAAGGAGCAGGCUUCUAGUGGAAAGGCAUUCUUGGGAACAGAUCCAACAGAGCCAAAAGCACCUGCUGGACAGGCAGAAGGGGCUGCUGCCGCACCUGUGGCGCAGCGGGGUGAAGAGUCGCACGACCGUGCCCUGUCCUUCCUUACCUUAGUUGAAGAGUGGCUCAAGCAAGAAGGCGUUGAUAGUAUUCUACAGCGCAGAGCCGCAAGGGCCGUGCCAAAGGAACAUCUUCGCCCGCCUUUUGGCGACAAACAGCGGUGA
Molecule: messenger RNA, 1476 nt
Organism: Cladocopium goreaui
Lineage: Eukaryota; Dinophyceae; Suessiales; Symbiodiniaceae
Source: the annotation of a GenBank genome assembly